AUGAAUAGACUUCAUUCUGACCCCAGUCUCCUACCCUGUCCAGACUUCGAAGCGGAUGCUUACAGCGUCAGCAGACUUACUCUUGUCUCGCCCACUACCACAGAUGCACAAGCUGCAGACCUGCUGUGCGCGGUCUGGGUCACAACCAGUGAAGCCUUACGUGCUCAAUGGACUCAACAAGUUGCGGACGAUCAGCGUCUUCACCUGGAACACCAACACUUAGCCGAGGAAGAAAAUGUUCGCCUUAGCGAAACUAUUUGCAUCAACGAAGAAGCAGCGAAGAAUGACGAGAAGAAAAAGAAUUGA
Messenger RNA from Suillus discolor, 306 nucleotides. RefSeq lists its product as uncharacterized. Bases 1 to 306 code for a protein of 101 amino acids. The transcript has a single exon. NCBI's taxonomy places the organism in Eukaryota, Fungi, Basidiomycota, Agaricomycetes, Boletales, Suillaceae. The record is from RefSeq and is a predicted model, not a curated record.